UCCCUCUCUCUCUCUCCCAGUCAUCCUCUCCUGCCGAGCUGCUGAGCCUGCGACGAUAGCCGUGGAUGAAAAAAAUCUCUCUUUUUACUUCAGCCAACGGACGCAUACUUUGGAAAGGAAAUAAGUGAAGCUCCAGGCCCAGUUUCAUCUCCCGUAACUCUUAAGGAACUUCUGAGGACCUGUACCAAGUACAAGAAGAGCAAACGAUCCAAAUCAUUUUGGUGUGCAACCGCAACCACCUGCCAUCCUUGGGAACAGCUUCCCUCAUCACAAGAUUCUCCAUUACUCCAAGGAUCCAUCCAUUUGACUGAGUUACAGCUGAAGCCAAAGGAGAGACUAUGAAGACAAGCUGUCUCACCCCACAUUGCAGCCCAACAAGAUAUGACAUAACAUGGAUCCCCUGCUAAUCACUAUAACCAUAAAGCUGUGACUGGCGUUGUGAAGCUUUCACCCCUUUCUCAGCACCCAAUCCAGACCCUCUUCGUCUUUUAAAAUCCUUCACAGGAACCAUUGUUGCUUCCCUAUCUCCUGCAAACGCAACCCCCUUUCCUGCCUGCCCCUACGUUUUUGUCCUUUAUUAUAAUUUCAGAUUUCUUUUCAUCCGCAUCAUGCAGGGUGCUUCUACCACCUCCACUCUCCUUUUACUUAUCCUCCCCUCCUUCAUAUUCUUCUCCCACUUUCCCUACAUGGCCAGUGGGGACUGCUGGCUCAUUGAGGGGGACAAAGGCUAUGUGUGGCUGGCUAUCUGUAGUCAGAACCAGCCACCGUACGAGACUAUCCCUCGGCACAUCAACAACACUGUCCAUGAUUUGAGAUUGAAUGAGAACAAGCUCAAAGCUGUGCUCUUCAGCUCCAUUUAUCGCUUCACCAACUUGACUGAUCUCAACCUCACCAAGAAUGAAGUCAGCUACAUUGAGGAUGGAGCUUUUGCGGGACAAGUCAACCUACAGGUUCUUCAGCUGGGCUACAACAAGUUGACGAACAUAACCGAGGGAAUGAUGAGAGGGCUUUUCCGCAUGCAAUGCCUCUUCCUCCAGCACAACCUUAUUGAGGUAAUCGCCAGCAAUGCAUUCUGGGAGUGUCCCAGCCUCAGCAGCAUUGACCUGUCAUCUAACAAACUUGGCCGCAUUGACCCAGCCACAUUCACAGUUCUCAGUCGGCUGAUGGUAUGUGAACUGGCAGCAAAUCCAUUCCACUGUGGCUGUGAUCUUUAUAGUUUCAUAACCUGGUUGGAGUCCUUCAACAAUGUAACACACACCUAUGACCGCCUCCAGUGUGAGACACCCCGGGAAAUGUUUGGCCUCCCGUUACUUAUCGCUGCUGGCCAUACUGGUCGAAGUGCCAAAAACAUUUUGUACCAUCACUGCAGAGACGGAGUGAUGAUUCCAGGAAUGACUUCUCUACCACCAGAUCUGGAUGGUCCUUCCGGGUUUGGACCAGAGAUGUUUGGUGGUGUGGGGCCGUACCACCAGCCCACUACCUCUUCCUCAUCCACUGAACCAAGCACUCCCAGCAUCAAGCUCCAAAAUGUCUCAUUGUCAUCAGCCUCUCUCCUUGUGCAGAUCCCAAGGCCCUACAGCAAAAUGUAUAUUCUAACACAAUACAACCAGACCUUUGUGUCUGAUGUCAUGAACUUGAAGAACAGGAAGGAGAUGAUCACCCUCAACAAGCUCAAGCCUCACACCAAUUACUCCUUCUGUGUAGCAUCUAUCCGCAACUCUCAACGUUACAACCAUACCUGCCUCCAGUUUUCCACUCGGGCUGACAUGCUGCCCACACCUUCCACAACUACUCACUACAUUAUGACCAUUGUGGGCUGCCUUUUUGGCAUGCUCAUUGUUUUAGGCUUUGUCUACUAUUGUCUACGUAAGAAACGAAUGCAUGAUGACAAGAAGAAGUCCAUCUGUGUCAAGAAAACUAUAUUGGAAAUGCGCUAUGGACCAGAGGUGGCAGCAGCAGUGGCAAAUGAUCCAUCAGCAGUCCAUAAGCUUCAGGAACAGUCCAGAGAACAUCACCAGUAUCAGCACCAACAUGGAGGAAAACUUCCCAUGUCUGCAUCCUCUAGUUUGGGAAUGCUCCACUCAGCUAACACCAGUUCCUCCAGACUUUCCUCUAUCCCACAAGUAGAAAAGAUGGCCACUGCCUUUUCAGAGGCCAUGGCUAGUAAAGGAAACUAUAUAGAUAUCAGAACUGGAGGGGCAGGGAUUGAGAGGUUGGGAGAGGGUGGGCAUGGAGGGAUGGACUUGAGGGAUGAUGAUGGAACUGAUGUUGGUGAUGACUCAGAUGAUGAUGGUCAUGGCUCUGCAUCAGAGAUUUCCACCAUUGCCAUGGAGGUGGACAAGGUUAACCAGAUCAUUAACAACUGCAUUGAUGCACUGAAACUGGAUGCGGCAGCAGUUGCUGCUUCAGGGGUCUCUAUUAACCCUAUGUCCUGCUCCAAUCCAACCUCCCCUCCCCCCACCAGCACGUCCUCCCUUACUCGUGGCCUAAUCCCACUCUCCCAAGGUGUGACAGAGAUGUGCCAAAUCAAUGCUCCAAACAAAAUACCCCCUCCACCUCCACUCCCUGCUUUGAAUGCCCCUCUCUCUGAGCGCCCAGGGAUCAGUGGUGGUGGCUUUGUUGUCACUCCCCCUUACAGGCCCCCUCCACCAGCCACUGCUGUACGUCCUAUUCAGCGACAAAUGAGUGCAGAUGCAGCUGUGGUUAUUGUAAAUGCUGUUAAGAAACAGUGCAGCACCACCUCUUGUGGCUCCAUGGGUCGGGACAGGGAACGUGGAGGAGCUAGGGUGUAUAGCCUGGAUGUUCCUGAGCCACGUAGCCCAGAUGGCUUUAAUCAACAACAGCAGCACUAUCCAGACCGGGCCAGUCCUGUGGGCUGUGGGGAGCCCCUAGAGAGGCUGCCUUUAGUGGGAAGUGGGAGCUGCAGUGGUGGAGGUGGUGGUGGUUGCGACAGUGGUGGUGUUGGUGCCCAACAUAAGGACAGCCAGAAACCACACCAUUACCAUCAAAAACAACAAAUACAACAUCAGCAGCAGCAGCAGCAGCAGCAGCAGCAGCAGCAGCAGCAGCAGCUAGAGGUGCAGCAGGACUACCACUGCUCGGAGCACCGCCACUCCGUCCCAGCUCUAUAUUAUGAAGGUUCCCACCAAGGCUCCCCAGCCCAAAAGGUUUCCUUCUUGAAGCCCCUGACGCGCUCCCGCAGGGAUGCAGCGUCUUACUCCCAGCUUUCGCCUGCCCGCCACCAUUCCAGUUACUCUGGCUACUCCUCCAGCCCAGAGUACUCCUCAGAGAGCUCACUGAGGAUCUGGGAGCGCUUUCGUCCCUACAGAAAAGGCCAGCGUGAUGAGGCCUGUUAUGUAACGGCUGGAAAUGCCCUCAGAAAAAAGGUGCAGUUUGCUAAAGGCGAGGACCUGCAUGACAUCCUUGAUUACUGGAAGGGGGUGUCAGCACAGCAGAAGCUGUGACUAGGGGACCAGGGAUGGGUAUUGUGGGAAAAAUAGUUUGGAUACUUAUUUUCCUGAUAGGCCAAUGGGCCAGACAAAACCAUAUGAAGAUGGGGGAAAAGAAGUUGGACAAAAUUUUGCCUUUGGUUUUUUGGCAUGCUAGGUGUAUAGAAUAUUGUGCUAAAGCAAGGACUGUGAAACUGUGCCUGGGAUAUGAGAGUCAGGAUGGUGUUUUAUUUUACACUUUUUGUAGCAUCUUUUUUGGAUCAUUCUCAUUUGGUGUUUGUUGGUUUUAUUUAUCGCACAGGGAGCAAAUGCCAACUGUGUAAUUUAUUACUCUUUGAGUGAUCAUGUUUUGUGAUCCUAAGGACCAUCUUUAUCAGUGCCAUGUUUUCAUCUAUGGGUAAUCACAGAAAUUAAAUGCUGAUAUAUUUCAUUUUAAGCUUGUGUGAUCCAAGGUGUUGUUUCCUAUUUGGUAUUGGGUACUGUAUCAAUUUGCAGUGUGCACUUGGAUAUGCUUAGGCUUUUAAGUGAAGGGAGACUAUGACGGGUGGGAACUGUGCUUUGUUACAAGUGACAACAUGCCGUUUAGUGAACUUAAAAUUUAGUUGUUAAAUGCAGACCCUAUCUCUCUUUCAUGAGAUCACACGUGCAGCAUAAGUAUUUGCAUGUCUAUAGCAUCUGUAACAGAGAAAGAAAGAAGAAAUUGGAAUGAAAUUAACAAAUGAACACUUGACUGUGGGCUUAAAGUUCCUGCAGCAAAAUAAAUGAGAGAGAGAGAGAGAGAGAGAGAGAGAGAGAGAGAGAGAGAGAGAGA
Molecule: messenger RNA, 4260 nt
Organism: Etheostoma cragini (Arkansas darter)
Lineage: Eukaryota; Metazoa; Chordata; Actinopteri; Perciformes; Percidae
Product: protein phosphatase 1 regulatory subunit 29
Exons: 4
Coding region: 609-3464 (951 amino acids)
Cellular component (GO): plasma membrane
Molecular function (GO): protein binding
Source: RefSeq, a predicted model, not a curated record